Lathyrus oleraceus (garden pea) is the source of this 1263-nucleotide messenger RNA. RefSeq lists its product as uncharacterized. NCBI's taxonomy places the organism in Eukaryota, Viridiplantae, Streptophyta, Magnoliopsida, Fabales, Fabaceae. Bases 1 to 1263 code for a protein of 420 amino acids. The transcript is spliced from 2 exons. The record is from RefSeq and is a predicted model, not a curated record.
AUGACGACUCGUCAUCCGUACUACACACGUUCCAACAAGUCCAAAAUCAUGGCCGAAUACGAAGCUGACAAUGUUGCCGUUCGCGAAUCCCUUGCCCAGGUGCAAGGUGAAAUGAAUCUGUUCAGGGGAAAUAUGGAGACUAUCCUUGAGAUCCUCCAAUCUCAGAGGAACCUUGCCUCUGUUGCUGCCAACGUCACCCGUGCCGCUGGGGUGACCAUUCCUGAUGCUGCUGCUAGCACUACCGUCGACACUCCGACGGAAACUGUUGUGCCUAACUCUGGGAACCGUCAGAUGACAGGGGCACCUCAGGCCCCCAAUGCUCAGCUUGGAAUGCAACAUCUUCAGCCUGCUAACGUUGCUCAGACGGUGCCACCGAGUUUCUCCUACCCGCCUCAGAUGUGGUUCACCUCGAACAUGCCUGCUCCAAUCGCUCCAGAAGCUUCUCGACCGGCCAGUCAGGUCGUUCCUCCCGCUGUUGAUCCGGCCAGACCUGCGGAUUACCAGCUCUUGGACGAUAGAAUAAGGGUCAUUGAGGGUUUCUCUUCCUUUGGCAUAGAUGCUCGAGACCUCUGCUUGGUCCCGAAUGUGGUGUUACCCCAAAAAUUCAAGGUGCCUAACCUUCCCAAAUACAAAGGCCUUAGUUGUCCCCGCAGUCACCUCACCAUAUACUGCAGGAAGAUGGCUUCACAUAUUGAUAAUGACAACCUCUUGAUCCAUUGCUUCCAAGAUAGCCUGGUUGGGGCUUCCUUAGAUUGGUACAUGAGUCUAGAGCGUUCAAAGAUUCGGUCUUGGAGGGACCUCUCUGAGGCAUUCUUGAAACAAUAUAAGUAUAACCUUGACAUGGCUCCGACAAGGCUUCAAUUACAGAGUCAGUCGCAAAGAUCUAAUGAAACCUUCAAGGAAUAUGCUCAAUGUUGGCACGAAAUGGCGUCUAGGGUUCGGCCAACAUUAUCUAACAACGAAUUGGUAGACAUCUUCAUGGGUACGCUACAAGGGUUGUAUUUUGAAAAGAUGAUUGGCAGUUCAUCGACAAAUUUUACUGACAUGGUAACCAUUGGGGAACGUGUUGAGAGUGAGCUGAAAUCAGGGAAAAUAAUAGACACGACCACACAUCAGACAACCAACAAGAGGCCGCAUGGGGGCUUCGCUAAAAAGAAGGAGGGGGAAGAAAAUGUUGUAAUGGUGAAGGCUCGCCCCCGAUAUCAAUUUCCGAUGGCCCCUAUGCCGUAUUAUCCGUAUUCAUACAUCACCGCAGCUCAAUAA